AUAACUCCCUCCUAUUAGCAGUAACAUUUCCUAAUUUUGAAUUACUUAUACGAUGAUAAUAUGCACAGAAGCAUUACAAUUUGAAUAAUGCUGUAUAAACAUUUUUUAUUUAAAAAUCGUAAAACGAGUCGGACAAAUUUCCAUGGUCACAUGUUUGUCUUAGCCUUUUAUACCUUCUUCUGUUUAAGGGUUAGCGUAGCAUUCCGACAUGGCAACAAUAAUGAUCGCAAUUCCUAUAUAAAUUCUGUUAGCUCACAUGGUGAGCAUAGAUCAUCAUAUAGUGACUGUUCGUUCAUACCUCAAGAACAUGAAAGCGAGUUCUCCCUUAAUGUAGCGCCCAUAUGGACUUCAAAUGAUGCUAACAAAGAUGACAAACAGUCCAUAUGGCGGAUUCCAUCAUCAAUUUGCAACAAUGUUUCAAAUGCUUUUGGAUUCCUAAACAAAAGGCCAUCUACUGCUUUAGGGAUGUUGGCCGAAAAUUACAGUACAUAUCCUGAAAUUGGUGAUAGAAACCGCACAUAUAAGGAUACGGCAAGGCAUAAUACAGCCCUGUUUAUGUUAGGGAGUGGAAAUGGUCACACACUUGACUCAGAGGACUUUACAGAUAAGGCAUGGGAAGCAGUCAGCUCGUUGGCGGAAGUGGCUAAUAAAUACAAGUCGUCAUUUGUUGAAGCAGAUAUGUUGUUACUGAACAUUCUAAAUCUUGGCGAAGAAUCCACAUGUCAUAAAAUCUUGGCUACAGCUGGCGUUGACAUUGACAAGAUGAGAGAAGAGUUAGAAGCUCAUUUAUCGAAGCAGCCUAGGAUGUCUGGCGGCUUUGGUGACCAAAAGGUACUUGGUAGGACGCUACAGAAUGUGUUGACUGUUACCAGAAGGAUUAAAUCCGAAUAUAAUGACCAUUUCAUCAGUGUAGAGCACUUGUUAUUAGCCUUGGCCUGCGAAGAUACUAAGUUCACAAAACCGUGGUUGACUAAACAUAAAGUUGGUUAUGAUAAACUGAAAAGAGCGGUGGAAUCUGUACGCGGCAAACGAAAGGUAACUUCAAAAAAUCCGGAGAUGCUUUUUGGGGUAUUGGAAAAAUAUAGUAAAGAUCUUACUAUGAUGGCAAGAAGUGGCAAGCUUGAUCCAGUUAUUGGUCGAGAUAAUGAAAUAAGAAGGACGGUAGAAAUCCUUAGCAGGCGAACAAAGAACAAUCCUAUCCUACUAGGUGACCCUGGUGUUGGGAAAACAGCAAUUGCUGAAGGGCUGGCUAAUCGUAUAGUAUCAGGUGAUGUACCUGAUUCAUUGAAAAAUACACGGGUAAUAUCGCUUGAUUUAGCUUCCAUGCUAGCUGGAUCCCAAUAUCGUGGUGAAUUUGAAGAGAGACUUAAAAACAUAUUGAAGGAAGUGCAAGACUCUCAAGGAGAAAUCAUAAUGUUUAUAGAUGAAAUACACACUGUUGUAGGUGCUGGUGAUGCCCAGGGUGCCAUGGAUGCUGGUAACAUACUAAAACCUAUGCUCGCACGUGGAGAACUGCGUUGUAUCGGAGCUACUACUUUGCAGGAGUAUCGACAGCGAAUUGAGAAAGAUAAAGCAUUAGAAAGGCGUUUUCAACCUGUUUAUGUAGAUCAGCCCAGUGUGGAAGAGACAAUCAGUAUUUUACGCGGGCUUCGUGAGCGUUAUGAAGUACAUCACGGUGUGCGUAUUUUGGAUUCUGCGCUUGUAGAAGCAGCACAGCUCAGUGACCGUUAUAUCACGGAUCGAUUUCUUCCCGAUAAAGCCAUAGAUUUGGUGGACGAAGCGGCGGCACGUUUAAAGAUUCAAUUGUCAAGUAAACCUAUUCAAUUAGAUGGUCUGGAACGUCGUUUGAUACAACUAGAAAUGGAACGUAUUUCCAUAUCAAGCGACGCAACCGAUGGUCAAUUGACAAAUAAUACGGUAGGCAUUUUGCCUGACCCAUCGCGAAAAUCAUCAUCUCAAGACAAACGUAGAAUGGCACAAAUCGAAAAGAUGGUAGAGAAUUUGAAGGUUGAAAAAGAAUCCCUGACGGCAGCAUGGUUGAAGGAAAAAAAUUUAGUAGAUGCAAUAAGAAAUAUCAAAGAAAGACAGGACGUUGUGAAAGUGGAAAUAGAAAGGGCGGAACGUGAAUUCGAUCUCAACAGGGCUGCCGAGCUUCGAUUUGAGACUCUUCCCGAUUUGGAUGCACAACUAGAGCAAGCCGUAAAUGCUUAUGAAGAACACGCCAAUAAAGUUGUAUCUAGUGGAGGCCAACUGCUUUUGCGUGAUGAAGUUUCACGUGACGAUAUUGCAAGCGUUGUGUCUAGGUGGACUGGAAUACCUGUAAAUAAACUUAUCAGAUCACAACGUGAUAAAAUUUUGCAUAUUGGAGAUGAACUGAGAAAGCGUAUAAUAGGGCAGGAUGAAGCUGUAGAUAUUGUAACUCGUGCGGUACAACGUUCACGAGUUGGGAUGAAUGACCCCAAAAGACCAAUAGCUGGAUUGAUGUUUUUAGGACCAACUGGUGUUGGUAAAACAGAAUUGUGUAAGGCUAUUGCGGAGCAGCUUUUCGAUACAGAUGAAGCCAUUAUCCGAUUUGAUAUGUCAGAAUACAUGGAAAAGCAUUCAGUAUCCAGGUUGGUAGGAGCGCCGCCUGGAUAUAUUGGAUAUGAUCAAGGUGGCCUGUUGACUGAGGCCGUACGUCGUAGGCCCUAUUCAAUAGUGCUAUUUGACGAAAUUGAAAAGGCGCACCCAGACGUCUUCAACAUUAUGUUGCAGCUGCUAGACGACGGUCGUCUUACAGAUUCCAGCGGUCGUAAAGUGAAUUUCACCAAUUGUAUGAUUAUAUUUACAUCUAACCUUGGAAGUCAAUCAAUCCUUGAACUUGCUAAAACUCCAGAUAAAGUGGGAGAGAUGAAGAAUAAGGUUAUGCAGGCGGUUAGGCAGACAUUUGCACCUGAGUUCCUUAACCGCCUUGAUGAAUUUGUUGUGUUUAAUGCAUUAUCUAAAGACGACAUAAAGGAAAUUGUACGCAUUGAAUUGGGCAAAUUAUCAGCUCGCCUAUCAGAAAAGAAUAUUAAGUUGGUGGUGGAUAAUGAAGCUGUAAUGUACAUAGCGGAACUAGGCUACGAACCUGCAUAUGGAGCACGUACCAUUAAGCGUGUCAUACAACGUGAACUAGAAAGUAUGAUUGCCAAAGGAAUUUUGGAAGAUUUGUAUAAGGAAAAUGAAACUUUGUGUUUACGGUAUGACGGGACCUUGAAGUUAGACGUAUCAGCAAAAUAAGGAGGCAUAUGGCUAUCCACUAACCAGUAACGUUGAUGUUGUCAUUAAGUUACUCGGUAAUUAUACCAUACGUAAAAUCA
Messenger RNA from Babesia bovis T2Bo, 3341 nucleotides. Its product is annotated as chaperone ClpB_D2-small superfamily protein. Gene Ontology annotation, biological process: cellular response to heat. The coding region runs from base 88 to 3261 and encodes 1057 amino acids. Gene Ontology annotation, cellular component: cytoplasm. The record is from RefSeq and is a predicted model, not a curated record. Lineage: Eukaryota; Apicomplexa; Aconoidasida; Piroplasmida; Babesiidae. The transcript is spliced from 4 exons. Gene Ontology annotation, molecular function: ATP binding; ATP hydrolysis activity.